AUGGAUGUCAGAAAGCAAGAGGGCUUUCAAUUGAACACUAUUAGUGGUGAAAGUUGUCCCAAGUUUAACGUCAAAUCGACUCUUGUUCCAUGUACAGGAACAGAUUACGUCUUCCUCUUCGGAGGUUUUGAUGAUAAUGAUAAUUUGGAUAGUACGAUUUAUCUUUUAAAUACUAAGACCAAGACCUGGGAGAUCGAUGACAAACAUAAUGGUGUUUAUCGUGAAGGCCAUCUGGCUAUUUAUAUAGGACAAGGAAAUAUUCUUGUGUUUGGUGGAAUCCCAUUCGAUGAAUUUCCAGAUCCUAGUAAUAUUGGUUACGAUCAGAAUAAAACUUUGUUCAAGAAGGAUAGUCUUAUGUUGAUUUAUAAUAUUUUCGAUCGUAAAUGGAUAUCAGCACCAAAAUUUGCAUUAAGUAGUGCCCCUUCUCCUAGAUCCCGGCAUGCCUGUUGUGCUUCCCAAGAUGGAACUAGAAUCUAUAUAAGUGGAGGUUUAGUUAACUCGACUCCUUUAAGUGAUUUGUACUGUUAUGACUUGGUUUCUGGCAUUUGGCAUGGUCCUAUUGAUUUCGCAGCAAGAUUCGACCACUUUAUCACCAUUCACGAUGGUAAAUUAUUCUCAUUUGGAGGUUUGGAUCAUGAAAUGAAUCAUGUCACCAGCUCAAUAGUUUACUUCAAUUUCAGUGAUCAGAGCAUUGGUGAAAUUUCUUUGUUACUGCAUCCAAAUUACAGCUUGGGGUUUGUCGACUCCGAUGACGAAGACGAUGACAAUUUAAAAGUCUACGAUAGAAGCUCUAAUAAUUUCAUCCCAGCAAAUUCGGAGAGAAUAUAUUUAAAUUCUGAAAUUAAUCCUUUCUUAAAAUUAGAAAUAAGUUUACCUCUGUGGGGAUUCGAAAAUAACAACCAUGGCAUUACAAUUGCAUAUCAUGAUUUGAGUGAAUUCCAGUAUAUGCCCUUGGUCAAUCUGAAAAAUAUUAAUUCAAACUUAAAAGUUAAGACAGACCAAAACGUCUAUGAUUUUGCUUGGAAGCAUGCAUUCAUUUCACACGAUGGUCGCUUAUUUAUUCUUGGUUAUGAAAAACUCGACGUUAAUUCAAAUUCAGAUAGUAUACGCUCAACCUCAGAGAAUUAUCUAACAAAAUUAAUUGAGAUUGAAUUAUUUAGUUUAGGCAUCCCAACAGGUUUGGAGCUUAAAUCAGAUAAAAAAUCACAAUUCGGUAGCUUGAACUUGGUUAAUGACUUUAAAAAAUUUUUGAUUAAAGAAGAGUUCACCGAUUUUGAAAUAUAUACAUUGAAAGAUGAAUCCGUAAAAAAUGAUUAUAACAAUUAUGACGAAAUAUCUGACAGAAUUGACAGAAUCAUGCAAACUAAUAUCAAUGAGGGUAAGGACCUAAUAUCCGUAGUGAAAGUACACAAAUCAAUGUUGUUGGCAAGAUGGCCUCAUUUCCAAAGACUUAUAAGCAGUGGAAUGAACGAAACCUUAACUAAUAGAAUGUUCAUUCCAGAACCUUUUAUUACGGUAAAGGCUUUGGUAUUUUACCUAUAUACUGGAUCCCUUGAGUUUGAUCAAUAUAUUCCUGCUAAUAUCUUCAAUAUUGUUGAUUAUUCGGGUUUACUCAUCUUAUCAAACUUGUAUGAAUUACCUGAUUUGAGAGCUCAGACCCUAUUUCAGUUGUUCAAACUACUUUCUCUUUUUAUUGUAAACUUGGAUACUGACACUGACCCGGAACCAAGAAUAGGCCUAUUUCUAAAAGUUUGGGCAAAUGCUGUAAUUUCCAAUGAGAGUGUGUUUGUUUCAAAAGUCUUAGAGAUCAUUAAAUCAAACUGGUCAAUCAUUACCAGAUCUCUUUCAUUCUCUCAAUUACCAAAAGAAUUGAUAAUUAGAUUAUGUCAAGAUUGUUCUGUGGACUCACAAAUUUUCAAAAGACGAAGCCCAACCCCCAUGAGAAACUCUUUUGAAUCCCUUCUUUCAUCUCCUCAUACCCCCUCUAACGGUAGUGCUGGAAUAAGAGCGACUCACUCGAACUCUCCAUUCUUAAGAGUUAUUAACGAUGGUUCACCUUCAAUACAAGACAGAGAAAAUACAGAUAUAUCUCAUUUUCCUACUUUACAAAUGCUUUCUAAUGAUUUGGCUGAUAGCAUAGGGGAAGAUUGA
Molecule: messenger RNA, 2151 nt
Organism: Hyphopichia burtonii NRRL Y-1933
Lineage: Eukaryota; Fungi; Ascomycota; Pichiomycetes; Serinales; Debaryomycetaceae
Exons: 2
Coding region: 1-2151 (716 amino acids)
Molecular function (GO): protein binding
Source: RefSeq, a predicted model, not a curated record